Molecule: messenger RNA, 629 nt
Organism: Chara braunii
Lineage: Eukaryota; Viridiplantae; Streptophyta; Charophyceae; Charales; Characeae
Source: the annotation of a GenBank genome assembly
UGGAACUGUUGACACGUUGACGUUUAGUAGCGGCAGCUUCAAUAUUAUCAGUAACGAUUGAGGAGGGCAUGGAGACUUCGCUUCAUGGGGGGCUGCGGGGAACCCCUCUUGACCUGCAGGUUGAGGAGGAAGUGUCCGCGCUGUCUAUUGUGAUAAUUUACAAACAGCAGCUGGAGGAGAUGUACGCGGCGCUGUGUCAAGCGCAUGGCGAUCUGCCAUAUGAUGUUCUGCUAGAGGGAGAGGAGACCUGCGAUGGGUGGGAAGAGGAACUUUAUGAACAGAUCUCUUUUCGACAGCGGGAUGCGAUUGACAAAGCGCGGGCGAUUGCCUUCUUCUACGACUGCGUUGAGAUGCUGCAGCAGGUCAAAGAGAUGUUUGCUGGCCUUCUAGCGAGGAGACGCGAGUGGUCCGCCGGAUACCGAGACAUGGACAGCAUCGACAGCAGCAACACCAUCAACAAUAUCAUCAACAACAUCAAUUUCAUCAACCUCAGCAAUGACAGCACUGUCAUCGACCACGACCACAUCAACAGUGGUUAAUACGGUUAUAUUGCCAAUUAUGACAUCUAUGAUGAUAACAUCACUAUCUAUAGCUGCGACACCAUCGAGUAAUCAAGGUUGUGUUCAGCA